This is a messenger RNA of Salpingoeca rosetta, 1302 nucleotides long. RefSeq lists its product as uncharacterized. NCBI's taxonomy places the organism in Eukaryota, Choanoflagellata, Craspedida, Salpingoecidae. The transcript has a single exon. The record is from RefSeq and is a predicted model, not a curated record. The coding region runs from base 1 to 1302 and encodes 433 amino acids.
AUGGUGAGGACGAUUGGAUGCCUGCAGGCACGUGGGAAGCUGGUGCUGCUCCCCGUGCUGGUGGUGGCGGUGGCAGUGUGCUCGAUGCCGUUCAUCAGCAGCGUUGUUGGAGAGGUGACGCUGGUGGAGGAUGAUGCGGGUGCGUUUCACAUCAACACGAGCGAUCCCAUGAGCCAAACCGUGUUCGUGAAUGGGGUGAAUGUGCACGAGACGCUCAGCACGCUCAUGAGUACUGUGUCCGUGCAGCAGAGCAUCAACGCCGCGCAGCAAAGCAUGAUCGAUGCACAACAGAGCGCAAUCAAUGCCCAGCAGAGGGCGAUUGAUCGUGUCCGUGGUGAAGUGUGCUUCCCGAGCGCUACGCCGGUUGGCCAGCUUGGUUCACAAGGUGGAAAGUGGUUUGGAGGCGUAUUGGCGAACAACGACCUGAUCUACGCGGCCCCUUGGAACUCCCCUUCUGUGCUCAUCAUCGACCCCAGCACCAACACACUCGACACGACCACGAUCUCCGGACUGGGAACGGACAAAUACAAGUGGGCGGGUGCUGUGUUGGCACACAACGGCCUCAUUUACAUGUUCCCUUCCGACCGGGAGACGAUGCUCAUAAUCGACCCAGACACCAACGCCGUUGACACCACAAGCAUCCAAUCACUUGGCUCAACCAGUUACAAGUGGUACAGUGGCGUGGUGGCAAGCAACGGCCUCAUCUUCGGCAUCCCAUUCUAUGCCACUACCGUGUUGAUCAUCGUGCCAGAGACCAACACAGCCGAUAUCACGACGUUAUCCGGGCUGUCGAGCCAGAACGCAAAAUGGUACGGCGGUGUGCAAGCAGACAAGGGCCUCAUCUAUUGUAUUCCCCUUGCGGCUUCCUCCGUCCUCAUCAUCAAUCCAGAGUCACUGACGAUGGACCUCACUACCAUCAGCAACCUAGGCGUCAACGGCAAGUGGAGGGGCGGCGUGCUUGCAAACAACGGUCUCAUCCACACCAUCCCAGCGCUCUCUGCGACGACACUCGUCAUCAACCCCGCCACGAACGCCACUGAUGAGCUUGUUGUUGCAGAUGUUACAGGCUCUUCAAAAUGGAUUGGCGGUGCGCUAGCACCCAACGGCAACAUCAUCGGGAUCCCAUAUUUUUCGCGGUCUGUCCUCAUCUUCGAUCCAGCCACCAACACCGCUGACACCACAACACUCAGCCAGCUUGAAGCGGGCGGCACAUGGUACAAUGGCGUCCUCGCUCCGAAUGGUCUCGUCUACGGUAUCCCAGCCUCUGCACAGUCUGUCCUCGUCAUCGACCCGGGAUGCUGA